Molecule: messenger RNA, 150 nt
Organism: Prorocentrum cordatum
Lineage: Eukaryota; Dinophyceae; Prorocentrales; Prorocentraceae
Source: the annotation of a GenBank genome assembly
GCGAAGUGCAUCGACAAGGUGAAGAUCAUCGGGCAGACGGUGUACCACUACUUCCGCUACGGCUGGAACCUGGUCGAUCUCAUCAUCAUCACAUUCUUCUUCGCCCACGUGGCCCUGCGCCUCCGGACCUACGCCGCCAAGAGCGGCCAG